CGGCCGCAGGCGGCUGUGGGCGGUACCCGGCCUGGCCCCUGGGCCCGGGGUGGGGCCGUAGCGCCACGGAGAGGAGCGGCGGACCUCGGAGGGAGGGGGGAGGUUGGGAGGGGCUAGAACCUUGGACAUGGCAGAUCGGGGACUUCAGAGGACAUCCCAGUUCAAGCCCCGGUGAGGAUUCGUCUUUAAGAGGCCGCUUUGGACCCGGAGACUGCAGAGACCCUGAGGAGAGAGACUGUUUCGUCAUCUGUCCACUUCUGGUCUCCAGACAGAGCUGGAGCCCCCCACUCUUCCUGCUUAGGGGUGUGGUCAGCCUUUUCCAAAGGCCAGAUACCCAUCCCCAAUAGGCAGCCUUGUUUGCCCAUGACUUCCACUCGGAGAGAAGACCCGGUUCCGGAUAAUCUGACCUUCCCUUCCUAGAUGGACCCAGGGUGUUUACUAGAUCGCUAACUAGGCGCGGCCUGUUGAUAGCUGGUGUAGGCUGGGAGACCAACUUUUGGGUUGAGGGGACGAGGAGGCUCUGAGCUGCCUUCCCUCCUUCCAGGGCUGGGUAGCCAAGCAGCCAUGCCUACCGGGGGGGCUGGCUCCCCGUCCCCUGACCGCUUUGCCGUGUCUGCCGAGGCUGAGGACAAGGUGCGGGAGCAGCAACCCUACGUGGAGCGCAUCUUCAGCGUGGGGAUGAGUGUCCUCCCGAAGGACUGUCCUGAGAACCCUCACAUCUGGCUGCAGCUGGAGGGCCCCAAGGAGAACGCCAGCAGAGCGAAGGAGUUCCUGAAGGGUCUUUGCAGCCCAGAACUGCGGGAUGAAGUCCACUACCCACCCAAACUGCACUGCGUCUUCCUGGGAGCCCAGGGCUUCUUCCUUGAUUGUCUGGUCUGGAGCACAUCAGCCCACCUCGUGCCAGGGCCCCCCGGUUCGCUGAUGGUCAGUGGCCUGACCGAGGCCUUCGUCAUGGCUCAGAGCAGAGUGGAGGAGCUGGUGGAACGGCUGAGCUGGGACUUCCGGCCGGGGCGCUCCCCUGAAGCCUCUCAGUGUGCUGGAGUGCGGAGAGACUUCUCUGCCCUGUUGCAGCCCUGUGGGGAUGCCCACAGAGAGGACUUGCUGCAGCUGCCCCUGGCUGUCCAGGAAGAACUGUUGAGCCUGGUGCAGGAGGCAUCCAGGGGGCAGGGGCCCCAGGCACUCCCCCCCUGUGGCGGGGGGAGCCCAGGCCCACUGGGUGCUCAGUACCAGGGAGUCAGAACUCCCUCGAGUGAAGGCAGGGAGUCCCUGGACCCUGGACCUACGGGGUGGCGAGAGUCAAGGGGAGAGAGACAGGUUAUGGAGAAGGAGGGAGGGAAGCAAGGUGGUCCCAGGGAGAUGGAUUUGGAAUGGAAAGAGCUGCCUGGGGAAGAGGCCUGGGAUAAAGAAGGGGCCUUCAGAUCACAGUCAGGCGGGGGAGUGGCAGGGCAGGUAGGGCCCCUGACAGGAAAGGCCGUGGGCAAGGAGGGGGUGCCUCAGGACAGAGGAAGGUCGUUCUGUGUCCAGGGUGAGCCUGCUGGUGCCCAGGGCCCCUGUCAGAGGACAGCUCAGCCCCGGGGAGCCUCCCUCCUCCAGCGGCUACACAACGGGAAAGCCUCACCUCCAAGGGUGCCUAGCCCUCCACCUGCGCCCGAACCCCCGUGGCACUGUGGAGACCGAGGAGACAGGGGAGACAAGCAGCAGGUCGUGGCACGAGGUCGUGGGUCUCCAUGGAAACGAGGCACACGCGGGGGCAACUUGGUGACUGGCACGCAGCGUUUCCAGGAGGCCCUGCAGGACCCUUUCACCCUGUGCCUUGCCAAUGUGCCCGGCCAGCCAGACCUCCGUCACAUUGUCAUUGAUGGCAGCAACGUGGCCAUGGUGCACGGUCUCCAGCAUUACUUCUCCAGCCGGGGCAUCGCCAUCGCUGUGCAGUACUUCUGGGACCGGGGCCACCGGGACAUAACUGUCUUUGUGCCUCAGUGGCGGUUCAGUAAGGAUGCCAAGGUCAGAGAGGGCCACUUCCUGCAGAAGCUCUACUCCCUCAGCCUGCUCUCCCUCACUCCCUCCCGAGUCAUGGAUGGCAAGAGGAUCUCCUCUUACGAUGAUAGGUUCAUGGUGAAGCUGGCUGAAGAGACCGAUGGGGUCAUUGUGUCCAAUGACCAGUUCCGGGACCUGGCGGAGGAGUCUGAGAAGUGGAUGGCUAUCAUCAGGGAGCGCCUGCUGCCUUUCACUUUUGUGGGAAACCUCUUCAUGGUUCCUGAUGACCCGUUAGGGCGAAAUGGCCCCACACUGGAUGAGUUCUUGAAGAAGCCAGUCAGGGCACAGGGGGCUUCUAAGGCUCAGCAUCCUUCCAGGGGCUUCGCAGAACCCGGGCAGCAGCAGCAGGGGAGAGAAGAGGAGGAAAAAGGCAUUGGUGGCAUCCGGAAGACCCGGGAGACCGAGCGGCUGCGGCGCCAGCUGCUGGAGGUGUUCUGGGGCCAGGACCACAAGGUGGACUUUAUCCUACAGCGGGAGCCGUACUGCCGGGACAUCAACCAGCUCUCGGAGGCCCUGCUGAGUCUCAAAUUCUGAGCCUCACCUGCCCGACUGACUGACUGGCUGCCACGUUGUCAGCUCCAGCCUGGCCCGGCUCAGCUCUUUCUGUGAGGGUCCUUGUGCUGCUAAGACCCUGACCUAGACUCACUCUGAGUUGGUGGGACUUGAUCUCAUCUUGAGUCAGGACCUUAAGUAGCUCUCAAGAGGUUCUGCUCAGCCUUAAGUUCUCAACCUUGCCAUAGCACAGGGUUUCUGUAGGGAGUGGGGGCCCGCUGGGAAGAGCAGGUCCUGGAGAUCGGGGCUGCCGGCUCCUCCUUCAAACUGAGCUGGGGAUGGAGGCUGGGGGGGUGGGGAACCAGGAGCAGGUGGCAAAGAAGCGAUGUCUUUCCUCCCCCGGCUGUGGCUCUGGAUGUCAGAGGGCCAGGUUCCUUCCCAGGCCUGGCUGGGCUCCAGGGUGCAUCGAAGGGAAUGCUGGGCCCUGGGGAGGCUAGUGUCAUGGGGUCUGGGUCACAGUGGGGCAGCGGGGAGCUGGUGGAGAAGGCAGAAGGAGACGUGGCUUCCGGUCUCAGCUAUGUCUGUCUGUGACUUUGAUGGAGCUGCUUGGCCUUUACUUCUGCCUGUAAAUCAGGGGUAAAAAUGCCGGCUGGGAAGAGAAAUGAGAACAUAAGAGGAAAGCUCGGAGGAAAGGUACUUGCAUCAAGUCUCAGGUGUGUCUGUCUGUGGCUGCACAGGCUGCCUAACCAAAACCUCACUUCGCCAGAGCUGAGGAUCCCCAGGCCCCAGAUUUUAACACUGCAUCCUCAGUAGCCUAUGCCCUAUAAUGGCUGCGUCCCUUUUGGGCAACCCCCCAAGUCCACAUUUACAAAACAGUUAAUUAGGGGUGACUGUUUGCAUUACCAGAAUACUCUCAGGGUUCCUAUAAAUGGCAGCUUUCCUGUUGCAUUCAAGUGUUUACAGAUGAACGAAUGUGUCAGAAAGUCCCCGGUUAGAUGCACUUGCUGAAGUGUUGAGUGUUCGCCAAACUGAUGAAGCCAUGCUCUGCAAUGACAAUGUUAAUGUGAUCUGACCCCAGCAUUUUCUCUACAGAACACAUAUGUGGCAUAAAGUGAGCCCCACUUC
Ailuropoda melanoleuca (giant panda) is the source of this 3654-nucleotide messenger RNA. It is a transcript of the gene KHNYN, whose product is annotated as KH and NYN domain containing. The record is from RefSeq and is a predicted model, not a curated record. Gene Ontology annotation, molecular function: mRNA binding; RNA endonuclease activity. Bases 565 to 2571 code for a protein of 668 amino acids. Gene Ontology annotation, cellular component: cytoplasmic ribonucleoprotein granule; nucleus. The transcript has 7 exons. Lineage: Eukaryota; Metazoa; Chordata; Mammalia; Carnivora; Ursidae.